This is a messenger RNA of Telopea speciosissima, 2403 nucleotides long. RefSeq names its product serine carboxypeptidase-like 13. Gene Ontology annotation, biological process: secondary metabolic process; proteolysis. The record is from RefSeq and is a predicted model, not a curated record. Gene Ontology annotation, molecular function: serine-type carboxypeptidase activity; acyltransferase activity, transferring groups other than amino-acyl groups. The transcript is spliced from 26 exons. NCBI's taxonomy places the organism in Eukaryota, Viridiplantae, Streptophyta, Magnoliopsida, Proteales, Proteaceae. The annotation marks the transcript as partial.
UUUUUGGGUAAAGUGAUUUUGAGUCUGUUGCUGUGCUUCACUCUGUUCCUUAUACAGCUACUACAACUUUACUCAGCAAUAGUCGAGCAUCUUCCAGGGUUUCAAGAUCCUCUUCCCUUUGAAAUGGAAACCGGGUACAUCGGUUUUGGGGAAUCGGAGGAAGUGCAGCUUUUUUACUAUUUUGUAAAGUCGGAGAAAAAUCCAGAAGAAGACCCUAUUAUGAUUUGGCUCACAGGAGGUCCAAGCUGCUCCUCUUUAAGUGCCUUCUUCUUUGAAAACGGCCCACUUAAUUUUGCUAUGGCACAGUACAACGGUGACCUACCCAGACUCAUUGUGAAUCCAGAGUCAUGGACCAAGGUGACUAGCAUUAUUUAUCUAGAUUCACCUGUUGGAACUGGAUUCUCCUACAACACAACAUUGGCAGGUUCUAUUACUGGCGACUUUGAAGCAUCUAAAAUGGUAUACCAGUUCAUUACAAAGUGGAUGAUCGACCACCCACAAUUUCUGACGAAUCCUUUCUACAUGGGUGGAAAUUCAUAUUCCGGCAAGAUCGUGCCAGUCGUUACUCAAGAAAUAUCAGAUGGCAAUGAAGCUGGUAUCCAACCGUAUAUCAAUCUUAAAGGAUAUGUACUUGGAAAUCCUGUGACAGAUCCAUUUUAUGACAUCAACAAAGUAGUGCCAUUUGCUCAUGGCAUGGGACUUAUACCAAAUGAACUUUAUGAGUCUCUCCAGAGCAAUUGUGGAGGGGAAUAUGUAGUAAUAGAUCCCAGCAAUGUCGAGUGUUUGGAGGACAUGAAAGAAUUCAAAAAGGACGAUGAAUAUCUUUUGCUGGAUUACUGGGCUAAUAUAAUUAGUGUGCGUAAAGCUCUUCAGAUCCGAGAGGGAUCCAUCGAAAAAUGGCGUAGGUGUCACCGUAGCAUACCUUAUACAUUUGCAAUCGAAAGCAGUGUCAAGUAUCAUGUAAAUCUUAGUAAAAAAGGUUAUCGAUCUUUAAUAUACAGUGGUGAUCAUGACAUGGUAGCAUCAUUCUUGGCCACUCAGGCAUGGAUAAAAUCUCUCAACUACUCUAUUGUCGAUGAAUGGCGGCCAUGGUUCGUGGAUGGCCAAGUUGGAGGAUAUACCAGGACCUAUUCCAAUCACAUGACAUAUGCAACUGUUAAGGGAGGAGGGCAUGAAGCUACAGCAUACAAGCCUAAGGAAAGCUUUGCUAUGUUCAAGAGAUGGAUGAUGGAAGAACCUUUAUUGAAGAAUAUCGAUGUCAUCGUCUUCGGUUGUGCUGGAAGCGGCGGCAGCGGAGGCGACAUAGAAGGCUUCUUCUUCGAUUUUGUGGGCGACGACAGAGGAGAAGUGAGAGAGAUGGGAGGAGCAAAGAAGCUGUUGCUGUGCUUCACUCUGUUCCUUAUACAGCUACUACAACUUCACUCAGCAAUAGUCAAGCAUCUUCCAGGGUUUCAAGGUCCUCUUCCCUUUCAAAUGGAAACCGGGUACAUUGGUUUUGGGGAAUCGGAGGAAGUGCAGCUUUUUUACUACUUUGUAAAGUCGGAGAAAAAUCCCAAAGAGGACCCUAUUAUGAUUUGGCUCACGGGAGGUCCAAGCUGCUCCUCUUUAAGUGCUUUCUUUUUUGGAAACGGCCCACUUAAUUUUGCUAUGGCAGAGUACAACGGUGACCUACCCAGACUCAUUGAGAAUCCAGAGUCAUGGACCAAGGUGACUAGCAUUAUUUAUCUAGAUUCACUUGUUGGAACUGGAUUCUCCUACAACACAACAUUGGCAGGUUUUAUUACUGGCGACUUUGAAGCAUCUAAAAUGGUAUACCAGUUCAUUACAAAGUGGAUGAUCGACCAUCCACAGUUUCUGAUGAAUCCUUUCUACGUUGCUGGAAAUUCAUAUUCCGGCAAGAUCGUGCCAGUCGUUACUCAAGAAAUAUCAGAUGGCAAUGAAGCUGGUAUCCAACCGUAUAUCAAUCUUAAAGGAUAUGUACUUGGAAAUCCUGUGACAGAUCCAUUUUAUGACAGCAACAAACAAGUGCCAUUUGCUCAUGGCAUGGGACUUAUACCAAAUGAACUUCAUGAGAGGAAUUGUGGAGGGGAAUAUGUAGAAAUAGAUCCCAACAAUGUAAAGUGUUUGGAGGAUAUGAAAGAAUUCAAAAAGUGUACUUCUAGAUUAAACAGUAGACAUAUUUUGCAACCAGUGUGUGAUGUUGGAUCUCCAAGACCUAAUAUGAUGGUUAGAGAUAGAAGAUCUCUUGGGCAAAUUUCUAAUGAGUUCCUUGAUCUAAAACUCUCUUUAACUGAACUCCGGUGCCUGGACUAUGAAUAUCUUUCAAUGGAUUACUGGGUUAAUAUCAUUAGUGUGCGUAAAGCUCUUCAGAUCCGAGAGCUGAGGAGUUAUGUGACAAAUUGA